GGGAUAAGAAGGUCGCGUUGCCGGCGGUUUUGUCAUGAUAUCGUAUGAAAAGGAGGUCUUGAACGUCGCCGCCUUUCUCCAAGACUGAUCAGGUUCACCAACUUGCUGCUGACUAAUCAAUAUUGUCGUGUUUCCUGCUGUGAAUUCGUUCCUGCUGCUGUUCGUAUAUGCACGUGCAGAUGCGGACUAGGGAAAAGUACACGUAUCGAUUUCCAGUGGCGUAACUGCAGAAGUCACAGCUUAUACAAUACUAAACAGCUACGCAGCUUAUCAUGCAGAGCAACAGAGCAGCUGCGUAACAGAACUUCGUGCGAGACUCUCGGACUUCUCAAUACCAUGCUGCGUAUAAUGGAAGAAGACCGUUGCGCCUUCCUAGAAGAAACAGGCGUCGCUUUGGCAAAACAACGCAGCAUCAUUAGCAUUUUGCGCAAAGAAAGGGACGCCCUUCUAGAAGACGCAAGUGUGGCCCGAUGCGCAAUACACAAGAGGAAAGACGAAGAAUUCACGGAAAAAGUGGCCAUGUUGGCGAGUGAGAAGGAAGAGAAAGAAAGAGUCUUGAAAGAAGAGAAGGAGAGAUUGAAGGAACUUGAUGAACAGAUUAGGAAGCUGGAGGACAACAUUAGGGUCUUAAGACCAAAAUCAGCCGUAUCAGAUGAAGACUACAUACAGAGACUGGCUAGCGGACAAAGGUCAAUACAAAUUUUACAAAAUAGAUUAGGCAACACUAUAAAAAAGUUUUGCAAUAUCUUAGCUGAGAACAAAAGACUUCGUGAGGAAAUUGAUCAUCUUUUGAAAGAAAGAUCCCAUUUCAAUGAAGUGUGUGAGAAAUUGUUGAGAGAUGUUAACACCGGUAAAAAAUUCAUGGUAGAAUUGAUAGAGCACACUACAGUUGCCUUUGAUCAGAGAGAAGAAUUUUGUUCCAAAUUGGAGCUGUUGAAGAAAAGAACUAUGGUGGACGAAUUAGCUCACACAGAGGAAAUGAGGGAAAUACACAGACAACUCGAUCAUGAUCUGACCUUAAGGGAGUUCUUGAGCGUAAAAGGACAGAAGCGUAUUCUCAAAGAUCUGGAAGAAAAAGAGCGAAUACGCUUGGAAGACGAAGCCGAAAGCUUAGAAAACCAACUCCUUGUCUAUGAAAAGACUUUGGAGCAAAUUCAGCAAUUCAUAGAUGAGAAAAGUGUUGACAGGAUCGCUUCUCAGUAUCUGAAGCAGGAGGAAGAAAAUUUUGCUCUAUUCAACUAUGUGAACGAGCUAAAUCAUGAAAUCGAGCUACUGAAUGCCUGCAUAUUGGAAAUGCAAGAACAAAUUGAUGAACAAAUUGAAAUGAGUAGCAUUAGAGCCAAAGAACGUCAAGCAACGUUGAAAUCGCUUAAGCUCGACCUCGAAGCAGCUGGAAAAAAGGCAAAUGAAGAUAAAGAAAAUCUGGAAAAGGCUAAAGAAGAGUUGCACGCAGUUCUGGAUGGAAUUGAAGAAGUAUUUUAUAUAGCCAGCUGUGACAGAGGUCCCAUUUUAGAUUUACUAGGGAAUAGCUCUGACAUUAAUUUGUUCAACGUGAAGAUAUACUUGGGAACGAUAGAGAAGAAAAUAUCCAGUAUAGUGACGAAAUUAUAUUUUGCUGAAAAAGCUAUUCUGAAACAUUCUAAAAAGUUUUCCAGCAAGGAAGAGCCCGUCACACCAAUUCAAUGAAAGAUGAGCUGUGAACGUCAAAAGUGUAGUAGGCCAUCACUUAUUAUUACAAUUGGAACACUUCGAAAAAUAUUAUAUUUUUUUACCUUUCAGAGCAUUUUGGUAUAUACAAAGGACAAAGCGUACUAUAACAGUUUUGCAAUACAGUUUUAUUUAUUGACAUCGUCAAACUUCAUUUUCACAUGCGGAAACAGAACAAAGUCGCAGGGUGCAAGAUCUGGUCUGUAAGGAGGGUGCUCAAUAAGUUUCAGUCCAGUAGUGGUCAAAUACUCGGUGCAGGCUUUAGCGGUGAGCUAGAGUGUUGUCAUGGUGGAGCUACCAAGUGUCCAUUCUUGACUUUGGCCGCAGGUUUCUCAUAGACUCUAUGACUUUAGGCAGGCACUGUUCCGUGUACCACUUAGCUGUGAUUGUCUUUUGUGGGUCCAAAACGACCCGCUCCACAACCCCGCUCGAUUUGAAAAACACAGCUAUCAUUUUUUUUUAAUAGAUCGGGAUUUUCUGACAGCUAAGGGUGUGUUUUCAUCAUCAAAGACCCAAACUUUGUUUUGACCCUUGGUCAGCACAUCGUAAUAAUAGAGCCAAGGCUCGUCACCUGUCACGAUGCUGUUCACAUAGCCUUAUCAAACAUUUUCAGCAUCUUUCGGCACCAAGUCUUCUGCUCUUCCGCCAGACUAUACGGUACCCAGAGAGAACAAAGUUUCCUUACGUGUAAAUGGUCAUGCAGAAUUGAAUGAACGGCUGGUGCAUGAAGGUGUAAGGUCUCCUCUAUCUGUUGGUAUGUCACUCUCCGGUCUUCGUCAAGCGUUUUUCCUCACAGCGGAAACGUUUUCCUCUGUUACUGACGUUCGCGGCCUUCCUUCCCUCUCAGCGUCCUCCAGAGUGAAAUUGCCCCUUUGGAAUUCUUUGUACCACCUGAAUAUGGUCGUACGAUGAGGACAAUCAUUCUUUAAUGCAAGCGUCAUUUCUUCUCAGCACUGGUCUAAGGUUGAACCACGCGUAAACUUAUACUGUAAAAAUGCACUCAAGGACAUGUCUCAACAUGCAGGCUUCUGUGUCCGUUUGUUAAGUCAUAUUGCAACGCUUUUAUAGUACGCUUGUAUGUUUCUGUUCCAAAUCCCUGAGAUAGGGUCAAAAAUAUACAUUUGAUACAAACGCAGGGAAAUCAAACACAAUACUAUAUUCACCAGUUUUUCUUGUCGCAUGAUCAAAGUUACAGAAAGUAAGGACAAUAUAAAAGCAUACCUAACAAACUAAUUCACAUACAUGUCAACUAAAUUCGAAAGAACGAUAAGUAAUUUGCUGUACUUAGGUAAAAGGCAGUAAGUUUAGUGUUUGCCUUUUUUAAAUAUUGAC
Molecule: messenger RNA, 3039 nt
Organism: Acanthoscelides obtectus
Lineage: Eukaryota; Metazoa; Arthropoda; Insecta; Coleoptera; Chrysomelidae
Source: the annotation of a GenBank genome assembly